UCCGUUCCCAGGUAUUGUUCUCGGCACCAUCUUUGUCGGCGGGUCCCUCAUGGCCGGACAAGAGAUGACGCCCGGGGACCUCAUGUCGUUUUUGGUCUCCUCUCAGACCGUACAACGGUCCAUGGCCAGUAUGUCCGUCCUCUUUGGACAGGUCUUACGAGGCAUGAGUGCUGGGGCACGCAUCUUUGAGUUCAUGAACCUGACGCCGGAGAUCCCUCCGUGCGAGAGGCAAGCACUCACCUGCAGCAUGCUGACGGGCCACCUUGAGUUCCGCGAUGUGACCUUCAGCUAUCCCACCCGGCCGGGCUACAAAGUCCUCGAGAACUUCAACCUCUCCAUCCCGGCCAACAAAAUGGUGGCCAUCGUGGGCCAAUCCGGGAGCGGCAAGUCGACCGUGGCGGCUCUGGUGGAGCGCUUCUACGAUCCCACCAAAGGAACCAUCUUCCUGGACGGGCGGGAUAUUUGCACCCUGGACGGUUCCUGGCUCCGCGGAGAGCUCAUCGGCUUCAUCAACCAGGAGCCGGUCCUGUUUAGCACCACCAUCAUGGAGAACAUCCGUUUCGGCAAGCUCUGCGCCUCGGAUUCGGAGGUUUACGCGGCCGCCCGGCUGGCGAACGCCGACGAGUUUAUCCGCAGCUUCCCAGACGGAUACAACACGACUGUGGGUGAGGCCUCUAGCA
Pseudonaja textilis is the source of this 680-nucleotide messenger RNA. NCBI's taxonomy places the organism in Eukaryota, Metazoa, Chordata, Lepidosauria, Squamata, Elapidae. The record is from RefSeq and is a predicted model, not a curated record.